AUGGACCUAAUUCGACCAGAAUUCGAACUUUUGGACUCAGAAGGACUUGAGUACCAUCGUUGGGUAUCUGAUGAAUUCACCUUCGUGGCAAAGGACUACACCUCCACUAUCAAGCCGUCUGCCAACGCUGCUCCAGAAACUGAGAAAGACAAAGCUCAUGCUCUUAUGUUCCUCAAGAGGCAUAUCGAUCCUAACCUAUGCUGGGGUUAUCAUCACUUGAAGACACCAAAAGAGCUAUGUGAUAUUCUAUAUAGCCGUUUUGGGAACAUUCAUGAUUCCUUAAUACCACAAUUGAACGUCCUGUGGAACGAAAUCCGCUUCCUCGAUUAUAUAAAAGUGAAUGAUUUCCAAAAAGACAUGCUGCAAAUUCAGGAACGUAUGGACUUUUGUGGAAAGAAACUAACUGAUGAGGAAAUGAUUCAGAAAACCAUAUCGACCUUUCCCACCUCUUCCAUGAUACUAGCGAACCAGUAUCGUUUAGAGGUUGACAACAAGAGAAUCACCACAUUCAGUAGGUUGAUAAACUUACUUAGAGUGGCUGAAAGGCACAAUGAGAUUCUUGUCAAUAACAAUGCCAGAGCUGUCGGGAAAAAGAAAGUUCCCGAAGCUAACCAUGGUAAGGUCAAUAGGGGAAAGAACCCCAAAGGAAAGAGGGCUCGACAUUAUGAUCCACACCCCCAUGAUCCAUACCCACGUGGAGAUAACACAUCUCAUGGAAGAGUACGUAAGGGAAAUAAUCGAGGUCAAGGACGUAAAGGUUACUCCAAUGUUUGGCACAGAGAAGAGACUUCUGGCCAUAGUGGUAGUGAUCCUAAGUUCGAGAAAACACCCAAAAAUCCCACCAACAAAAAGUCCACAGAUGAAAAUGCGCCUUGUUUUAGGUGUGGAUUUACCAGAAAUUGGUACAAGCACUGUAAGGCUAGUGCCAAUCUAGAUGCGACCUACAAAAAGUACUGGGAAACUCUAGAAGAAGAGGCUAACUAUAUGGAAGAAAAUGAGGUAACCCCUGAUAUCAACCUCACAGUCUCAGACUUCCUAGGCAAUGCGGACUUUUCCCCAACAAUGGAUGUGUCUAACUUUGCUUGGGCCUAA
Molecule: messenger RNA, 1092 nt
Organism: Papaver somniferum (opium poppy)
Lineage: Eukaryota; Viridiplantae; Streptophyta; Magnoliopsida; Ranunculales; Papaveraceae
Exons: 1
Coding region: 1-1092 (363 amino acids)
Source: RefSeq, a predicted model, not a curated record